Messenger RNA from Helianthus annuus (common sunflower), 1920 nucleotides. RefSeq names its product zinc finger BED domain-containing protein RICESLEEPER 2-like. Gene Ontology annotation, molecular function: DNA binding; protein dimerization activity. The transcript is spliced from 5 exons. The record is from RefSeq and is a predicted model, not a curated record. Bases 1 to 1920 code for a protein of 639 amino acids. Lineage: Eukaryota; Viridiplantae; Streptophyta; Magnoliopsida; Asterales; Asteraceae.
AUGGAAAAUGAUGCAAACGUUGUUAAUAUUGAAGAAGAAGCCAAUGAAGCUGUACAUGAUGCAACUGCUGGUGUAGAACAAGCAAAUGGAGCCAACAAUGAAUCUGAAGCAUUCACUAGAAAGAAAAGAAAGCAAACUUCUAGGGCUUGGGAACAUUUUCGUGAGGUAUCAUCGAAUGGUGGAACUACAAUAAAUGAAUGCAUCCAUUGUGGGGAGAAAGUCAAGAAAUGUAAAGAAGGAACAACCACACCAAUGAAUAGGCAUAUUGAUUUCAAUUGCCCAAAAUUAAAAGUUGUGCAAAAAGGUCAGUUGAAGUUGAAGAUUCCACUUGGAAAAUCAGAUUCAGCAACGGUUCAAAACUGGAAGUUUGAGAAUGCUAAAAUUAGGGAACUUAUUUCUCAUAUGAUUAUGAUUCAUGAGUUGCCAUUUAACUUUGUUGAGUAUGACCUCUUUAAUGUGGUGAUGAAGGAAGCUAACCCAGUAUUUACCAAAAUAUCUCGUACAACAGCUAAGCAAGAUUGUGUUUCUAGUUACCAAAUUGGAAGGAGAAGAAUUCAAAAACUAUUAAAGGCAGUUAACCGUCUACAUAAAUACAUAUUGAAUUUCGUUGAUGUACCUCCACCAUACACCGGAGUUCAUAUAUAUGAUUGUCUCUUCAAGUGUUUGAAAGAGUGGAAUAUUGAGACGAAGGUAGCUUCUUUGACGGUUGACAAUGCUAGAACUAACGAUGUGGUGGUUAAAAAGUUUAUGGAAAACUUGAAUAUCCAAAACAAGCUUGCAAUUGAUGGACAAUUGUUUCAUGUGCGAUGUUGUGCGCAUAUUCUUAACUUAUUAGGGCAAGAUGGUUUAUUGGAAAUUAAAGACAUAAUUCAUAAUGUUCGUGAGAGUAUUAAACACGUGAGUGCCUCUCUGGGUCGAUUACAUCAGUUUUCUGAGCUUUCUAAGCAAUUACUUAUGUCAAAGAAGCAUCUAAUCUUAGAUGUCAGUACUCGGUGGAAUGCCACAUAUGCUAUGUUGUCUACAACACUGGAGUUUAAAAAAGUUUUUGUGAAUUAUGCUGAUCGAGAACCUACAUACAAUACUUUGCCCAAUGAUGAUGAUUGGAAAAAAGUUGAAGAUGAAUGUUCAUUCUUGGCACUUUUCAAUGCGGCAACAGAACUCAUUUCAGGCUCCGAGUAUCCAACAUCCAAUUUAUUUCUUAGUGAGUUAUUUUGGAUAAAAGAAGCACUGGAUGUUGUAGCUUUAAAUGAUGAUGAGUGCAUGAAAGUUGGUGCUGUUAUGGAUCCAAGAUACAAGAUGGAGUUAGUUGACUUGGCUUUCAAGACAAUUUAUUCCGAGGAAAAGGCCAAGGUAGAGAACACAUUAGUUCAAACUAAUUUGGAAGAUUUGUUUAAAGAGUAUGUUGAGGCUUUUAAAGAGCAGGUCGUUGAAGAUAUGGGUUCACCUAGAAAUGUAAAUGUUGGGAAUGGUCCAAGUGGGAGUGGAAGUGGUUCUCGUUUUAUGAGUUCUAGAUUUGGCAACGGUAUCAAGACUGGUAGUGCUAAGUUUGCUCAACAUAUUAGAACUGCUGAUUGUGCUGAAAGUGUGAAGUUAGAAUUGACCACUUAUUUGGAAGAAGGGGUGUACAUUAGUGAGCCAGGUGUGUAUUUUGAUGCUUUGGGGUGGUGGAAAGCGAACAAACUGAAGUAUAGAAUUUUGUCAAAGAUGGCUGAUGAGGUCUUAGCUAUUCCAGUCACCACUAUUGCUUCAGAAUCAGCCUUUAGUGCUAGUGGGAGGGUUAUUGACCCACAUCGUUCUUGUUUAGGAACUAAGACGGUAGAUAUGCUAAUAUGUGGAGCCGAUGGGUAUCGUCAUUACUAUGGGUUAGAAAAAAAGAAAGCCAAGGAAAAUGAUGAUGUCGUACGUGUUGAGCUUACUUGA